AAUGGGCGGCGGCGGCGGGGCCCGCGCGGGGCGGGGCCGGUAAACGCUACGGGGCUGCGGCUGCGGCAGCGCCAGGCCAGGCCCGGGCGGCUUAAACCAUCUGUCCUUUGAUCCUGCCAGCAGCACCAAGUCUCUGCAGCUGGGCAGUGCUGGUGGCCCUCAGGCGUCCGAGAGCCCGGCCCAGGAUGGCAGCAAUGUGGGCAAGAGGAGGAAGCGAGGCAGCGUGUCUGCAGCAGAUGGUGGCAGAAAUCUGAGCGUCGACUCCAUUCCCAUGGGCUUGCCAAUGUCAGACCCAACCGCCUGGGCCACUGCCAUGAACAAUCUAGGGAUGGCUCCCAUGGGGAUGACUGGCCAGCCCCUCCUGCCUGAUUUCGAUCCUGCUCUUGGGAUGAUGACUGGAAUCCCUCCAAUCAACCCCAUGAUGCCAGGCUUGGGGAUAGUGCCCCCUCCCAUCCCUCCAGAUAUGCCUGCUGUGAAGGAGAUCAUUCACUGCAAGAGCUGCACUCUCUUUCCACCCAACCCACACCUUCCCCCUCCAGCAACAAGGGAGAGGCCCCCAGGGUGCAAGACGGUGUUUGUUGGUGGGCUGCCGGAGAACGGAACGGAGCAGAUCAUCAUGGAGGUGUUUGAACAGUGUGGGGAGGUCAUCGCCAUCCGAAAGAGCAAGAAGAACUUCUGCCAUAUCCGCUUUGCUGAGGAGUUCAUGGUGGACAAGGCACUCUACCUUUCUGGGUAUCGCAUCCGGCUGGGCUCCAGCACCGACAAGAAGGACACGGGGCGGCUGCACGUGGACUUUGCGCAGGCGCGGGACGACCUGUACGAGUGGGAGUGUCGGCAGCGGCUGCUGGCGCGGGAGGAGCGGCACCGCCGGCGCCUGCAGGAGGAGCGCUUCCGGCCCCCCUCGCCUCCCCCGGUCGUCCACUACUCUGACCACGAGGGCAGCGUCGUCGCUGAGAAGCUGAAGGAUGACACAAAGUUCCUGGAAGCCAUCCAGACCUUGCUGACCUGGAUAGAGCGAGGAGAAGUGAACAGGAGAACUGCCAACAACUUCUACUCCAUGAUCCAGUCGGCCAACAGCCACAUUCGCAGGCUGCUGAACGAGAAGGCAGCUCAUGAGAAAGAGAUGGAAGAAGCUAAAGAGAAAUUCAAACUUGCUCUUUCAGGGAUUCUGGUUCAGUUCGAGCAGAUAGUGGCCGUGUACCAUUCUGCCUCCAAACAAAAGGCUUGGGACCAUUUCACGAAAGCUCAGCGUAAGAACAUCAGCGUGUGGUGCAAACAAGCAGAGGAGAUCCGUAACAUUCACAAUGAUGAGCUGAUGGGCAUUCGAAGGGAGGAGGAAAUGGAAAUGUCUGAUGAAGAAAUAGAAGAUCCAUCAGAGAUGAAAGAAACAGAAGAGUCAGCGCUGGUGUCGCAGGCGGAGGCGCUGAAGGAGGAGAACGACAGCCUGCGCUGGCAGCUGGACGCCUACCGCAACGAGCUGGAGCUGCUCAAGCAGGAGCAAGGCAAAGCCAGCAGGGACGAAGACACCACCAAGGAGCAGCAGAUGAAGCUUCUCCAGCAGGCUCUGCAGGGCAUGCAGAAGCAUCUCUUGAAAGUACAAGAUGAAUACAAAAAGAGAGAAGCUGAGCUAGAAAAAGUGAGAGAAGACAAACUGAAAGUAGAAACGUUACUAGAGAACCUGAAGGAGCAGCAAAGUGCAGCAGAUGAAGAGGACAAGGAGAGAGAUGCAAUUGACUGUCAAGGGAAUGAGAGCACUGUGUCCAGAGUCUGUGUCUGCAGCCAGGAGAAGGAAUGUCCUGUUGAGAAGACAGUGAGCAAUAGCCCUGUGAAAUCUGAACGAGAAGUUCUCUUAGUUGGAAUCAUUUCAACCUUCCUCCACGUGCACCCGUUUGGAGCCAGCAUAGAGUACAUCUGCUCCUACCUGCAGCGCCUGGACAGCAAGAUUUGCACUGCAGAGGUGGAAGUUCUCAUGACCCGACUCCAGAACACAUUCAGGCAGGAGCUGAGUGGGGUUGGGGCCAGCCUGGAGAAGAGGUGGAAGUUUUGUGGCUUUGAUGGAUUGAAAAUGACUUGAGCUUUGACUUUAAUGCUUAAAACAGCAGCAGGAUGUAAACAGCAGCCAGGAGAAGCUGGGAUUCCUCUUCCCUCAGUUCAUGCUGGUUACCUUGCAGGCAUCACAGACCCGGCUGGGAUCAUAUGUCAGUCAAACUGUAAGCCCAGAGCAUCACUGGAGGAACCUUCAAGGCCUGUAGCUCCUUUGGUCAGUUAUUUGUUAAUGAGUAGGUGCUGCUCAAUGUACUUUGUGGAAAAAAAAGGUCCAUGUCUGAUACCUCCAAGCACAGAGUGUGUUGACUGUGUGUUUUGCCACUGGUGUAUGUGUUUUGUGUGCCCAGCCUGUACCUUCUGCUGACUGGCAGGAAUAGCCACAGACUGUCCUCCAAAACAACAACAAAGCUGGUUUCUACAACCACCAAAAGGACAGGGGGGAAAAGGCAUUUUUUAGACAUUUCUAUGAUUAAAAGCUGAGGUGUGUUUAAACAGAAGGAGGUUUAGGUGGCUCAGAAACUCUCUGAGCCAAACAGUUGCUUGUUUCUUGUGCUGUUUGCUCUGGCAGUGCUGUGCCAGUUGAGCUGGGGUGAGGGCAGUGUCUGUGGGAGCCCAUCUAGCCCUGGCACUGCCACUGCUGCUCUCUAUGUUGCAGGCUCCCUCUUUAAAUACUCUUUUUUACAAGGGUGUUGAGUUUUCUGUUCACUGGAGGGAGCAGAGAGCCUCCAUCAGCCUUCACUUGCAGUCAUGGCAUAACGCCACAUUUCUCCACCUGCUUUGCUUUGGAGACUGAGCUUCUGGAACUGCUACAAGACUGUCUUCCUGCUGAAUCUUCCCCAGGGCUGUUCCUUGUGUCCUCAGUGAGUGCCAGGCUCCUCCCCAGGGCUCUGCAGGAGCUUGGGAAGAUGCCUCUGCCCAUUGAUCUGGCCUGUGCAGAUCCCUCUGUGGGGAGAUCCCACACCUGGGCAGAGCAACGCUCCCUCCCAGCCUGGUGUUGUCUGCAAACUGAGGCUGUGCUCCAUCCCCUGCUCCACAUCACUGACAAACACAACUGGCCCCAGUACCAAGCCCUGGGGAGCUGAACUGGUGGAUCUCCAAGCUUCAGGCAGACCAAGCUGCCUCCCUGCUGCCUCCCUGUCCUUGCCUGGCCUUUCUGCGGCCAGCACUUGCAGCCCUCCAGCUGUGUGGCAGCUCACCACGUUUCUGUGGUGCAGCUCUGUGGUAGUGGCUCCUGUUUGGUGCCCAGGCUGGCUGCAGGGCUGCAGCUGCACCUCAGCUGGGCUGCUGAGCCCACCACCUUGCUGGGGGAGAAGCCCCUGAUUCGUGUGAUUGUUCUCGGCCACUCCUGAGGUCUCCAACACCCUGACAGCCCCUGAGUGUCUGCUGCCAUGUGGCUCCCCAUCCCCUGCUCCUGCUGACACAGCUGAGGUGCAGCACACAGCAGAGCAGGGCCAUGUCAGGUGCACUCAGCACAGCGUGGGGCGGAGGGGACCUCACCAGCACUCUGGCCCUCAAACCCUAGGAGGGAUCUCCUGUCUCCCUUGCCCCCUUCACAUCCAGGGCAAAGCUCUUUCAGUGAGCCCUGCUAUCUCCUGAGCAAAGGUCCUUUUUCCCCUUUGGGGCAGGGCUACCCCAUCUGUCACCAGCAGGCCUGGUGUUAUGUGCAGCAACCCCCAAAACUCUUCCAGUGACACCAGUCAUGGAGCCAGUUAUUGCUUGUUGACACUUCCCAUUUCUUCCCUCAUCAUCUCCCCCACCUGGAGGGAUGGGAGAACACUGCUCCUGCUCCCUUAACCAGUCAUCCCAGGGCCCUGGAAAGUCUCUCCUGACUGCCCUUGGACUUCUUGCCACAGCUACCUGAGAAGUCAGUCACAGGUGACGGUCUGAGGGCCUGCCAGGGCAGGAGCUGCUUCACAUCUUCAACCCAGGCCCCAGGAAGGCAGCAGACGGGCCCAAGAGGUGGCUCUGGCUGCACGUUGGGCCUUCAUUUGUUCCCCAAGGUAAGUCUCCUACCACAAUGACCUGUCUCUUUAACUUUAUGGAGGUGCUUUUGACACCAGCUGUGGGCUGCCUCAGCCUCCAUCCCUCUUGGUCAUUGAUCCCACAUGAGCCCCGUCCGUGCUGUGUGAGGGGGGUUGGACAGGGAGGGACCUCUCAGCAUUGGCCCUGCGCCUUCAGCCCCUGUCCAGAGAGCUCUCCUGCAGAGAAUGAGGAAAGAAGCUGCAGAAACGGGGCUGUUCUGAGCCCGGGGCAGCGGGGAGAGGCCCAGCCCUGGCUCUGCGUGCCGACAGGGGCUGGGAGCGUGCCGGGGGCAGCUCUGGAGGCCAGGCCAGCAGGAGGGUCUGUCAGGCUCCAGACUGGGAGCUGUGGCUCAGCCAGCCAGGGCCCUGUGCUGGGGGAGCUGGGCUGGCCUGGGAGCUGCUCCGAGCCAUGCCCGGGGCUGCGGGGUCCCGCCGGCACAGGGGAG
Molecule: messenger RNA, 4513 nt
Organism: Colius striatus (speckled mousebird)
Lineage: Eukaryota; Metazoa; Chordata; Aves; Coliiformes; Coliidae
Gene: ENOX2
Product: ecto-NOX disulfide-thiol exchanger 2
Exons: 15
Coding region: 272-2074 (600 amino acids)
Biological process (GO): ultradian rhythm
Cellular component (GO): plasma membrane; external side of plasma membrane
Molecular function (GO): protein-disulfide reductase activity; RNA binding
Source: RefSeq, a predicted model, not a curated record